Molecule: messenger RNA, 738 nt
Organism: Malus domestica (apple)
Lineage: Eukaryota; Viridiplantae; Streptophyta; Magnoliopsida; Rosales; Rosaceae
Source: RefSeq, a predicted model, not a curated record
AUGGUGCAUUUCCAUCACCCAUACUUUCUACAAAAGCUUCCAACAAAAACUGCUAUAAACCACUCUCUUGGGAAGAACUUGAUCGGUUCUUUUUACCAACCUCGGUGUACGCUUAUUGACACAGACACAUUGAACACAUUACCAGAUCGGGAACUGGCAUCAGGGCUUGCGGAGGCCAUUAAGUGUGGGCUUGUUAGAGAUGCAGAUUUCUUUGAAGGGCAGGAGAGGAAUAUUCAGGCAAUAAUGGCAAGGGAUCCAGCGGCAUUGGCUUAUGCUAUAAAGCGGUCGUGUGAAAUCAAGGCUGACUUGUCCUUGGACGAGAAUGAAAGUGGAGUGAGGGCUAUACUGAAUUUGGGUCAUACAUUUGGUCAUAUGAGUUUUUGUUUUGCAAAAGAAACUGGGGUCGGCAAUGGGAACUGGCUCCAUGGAGAAGCUGUUGCAGCUGGCACGGUAAGACAUUUAUGCAUAGCUUGUGUGCUAGGUGACCGCCUUGUCUGGAUUGAUGAUGCACUCGUGAAGCGAACUACCAACAUUUUUAAGCAGUCCAAGUUACCUAUUGCACCUGCUGAAUCUGUGAUGAUCGAGAUGUUCAGACCUGUAAUGGCGGUUGAUAAGAAGGUAGCUGAUGGGUUACUAAGGCUCGACCUUCAGAAAGGUCCUUUGGGAAACUGUGUCUUCACCGGCGAAUAUGAUAGAAAGGCCCUCGACGAAACACUCCAUGCAUUUUGGAAGUGCUGA